Salvia splendens (bonfire salvia) is the source of this 1596-nucleotide messenger RNA. RefSeq names its product TOM1-like protein 1. Lineage: Eukaryota; Viridiplantae; Streptophyta; Magnoliopsida; Lamiales; Lamiaceae. Gene Ontology annotation, molecular function: ubiquitin binding; phosphatidylinositol binding. The coding region runs from base 178 to 1335 and encodes 385 amino acids. Gene Ontology annotation, biological process: protein transport to vacuole involved in ubiquitin-dependent protein catabolic process via the multivesicular body sorting pathway. The transcript is spliced from 4 exons. The record is from RefSeq and is a predicted model, not a curated record.
UGGUAGCCUGCAGCUCAGAAGAUUCCGCUGUUGAAAUAAGCCUCCAAGAAAGUCUAUAUAUUAAAACCGAAAGAGUCGUCACACUUCAAACGAAAUAACCUUCACUUUAACCAAGCCUUCUUCUCCAAGAUUUUUCGCCUUCAAUUCUAAGGGUUUUCUAGAUCAUUCUGUGAAAAUAUGAGUGACAAUUUGAUGGAGAAAGUCAGCGCCUUUGGUGAGCGCUUGAAAAUUGGGGGAUCUGAGGUGGGGCAGAAGAUUACUGCUGGCGUGAGCUCUGUUAGUUUCAAGAUGAAGGAGUUCUUCAACGGUCCGAAUCAGGCUGAUAAGCUUGUCGAGGAAGCGACUGCUGAAACUCUUGAUGAGCCUGAUUGGGCGACAAAUCUCGAACUUUGUGAUAUGAUCAAUCAUGAGAGGGUCAGCAGUGUUGAGUUGAUCAGGGGAAUAAAGAAAAGGAUUGUGCUGAAAAGCCCUAGGAUUCAGUAUUUGGCCCUUGUGUUGCUUGAAACUGUUGCGAAGAAUUGUGAGAAGGCGUUCUCGGAGAUUGCGGCGGAGAGGGUGCUGGAUGAGAUGGUGAAGCUGAUUGAUGACCCGCAGACUGUGGUCAACAAUCGGAAUAAGGCUCUUAUAUUGAUUGAAUCGUGGGGAGAGUCCAGUAAUGAACUUCGUUACCUGCCUGUUUUUGAAGAAACAUACAAGAGUUUGAAAUCAAGAGGAGUUCGAUUUCCUGCUCGUGAUGAAGAGAGUCUGGCUCCAAUAUUUACUCCUGCAAGAUCUGUGGAAGCAACAGCACCUCAUUAUGAUAUCCCUGUGCAGAGCUUUUCUGCUGAACAGAUAAAGGAAGCAUUUGAUGUUGCACGAAACAGUAUUGAGCUUCUAAGCACCGUUUUAUCCUCUUCCCCACAGCAAGAUGUUCUUGAGGAUGAAUUGACCACCACCCUUUUACACCAAUGCCGCGAGUCCCGGUACACCGUUCAGAAAAUCAUCGAAACAGGUGGCGACAACGAGGCAGUGCUCUUCGAAGCUCUGAAUGUUAACGACGAGAUUCAAAAAGUUCUAUCCAAAUUUGAAGAGAUGAAGACGCCGUCAGGAUCGCCAAAGGGGCCGGAGCCUGCCAUGAUCCCAGUCGCUGCUGAGCCCGAUGAUUCACCUGCAGCUGGCAAAGAAGAAUCCCUCGUCAGAAAGCCUCGUUCGGGCAGCAACGGAGGGAACAACGACGAUAUGAUGGACGAUCUAGAUGAGAUGAUCUUCGGCAAGAAGUCUGGUGGCACGUCGGAGGCCGGGGCGCAAGAUGCAAAGAAACAACAGCCACCCAAAGACGAUCUAAUCUCCUUCUAAGUUGGAUUACUUAAAACAUGAUUGAUAUUGGGUUUGUUGAUACUUUUGACAUCUGAUAUACUGGACUCUCCUUGAACGAUAUACCACUGUGCACUCUAUUUUCUUUUUUGUUUUAUCUCUUUAUCUUUUAUAUUUUGAAAGUUGGGAGUCUACUUUAUUGAUAUCCACGCUAGUUGUGCAUGAUAUUUGUAGUGGAACUACACUGGAUGUAAUUUGCCUAUCAUUCAUCUUUUAUGAUUUAUAUGAAGAGGUUAUUUUUAA